ACGCCGUUUCACUAUACGGCAUUCAGUGUUGAGCCGGCUUGGGUCACCGAUCGGUGACUGAAGUGAGUCACAGGCAACGAUACAAGCGUAAACGGAUGUGUAGCGAUUCUCCGUCGUAAACGCCUCGUGGGCGUUCGCGGAUCGUGUCAUUCGGUUAACCAACGCAAAACCUGUCGCGCGUCAGACUGUGCCGAAUCGUGGACGGGCGUUAUAGUGUGACAGUGUUGUGACAACGACAUUUCGCGCGUGUUGAAGCCGGUUGGCGCAUGUUGCUCUCCUCGAGGUUCGAUCUGCCGAAAGACAGCUGGAAGAGACUCCUUCGAGAGGGAUGCUUUGAAACGCAGCCACCGUCGUGUCGUUCAAGGGUGAAAGGCCAUCCGAGCACAUCAAGGCAUGCCGAAGUAUUGGCUGAACGUGGCCCUCCUCAGGGUCAUCCUUCCGGUUGUCCUGGCAGGAUGCACAAUAUGGCGACCAGUCGGAUUGUCCCUCGUUUACUUGGGUCUGAUGCUGUACUCGCCCCACGUGCCUAUACCGGAUACGAAGACAAUGACUGGUCACACGGGCCUCUAUCUCAAGAUCUGCAUCGGCCUAUCGUUCCUCACAGCCAUCAGCCAAUUCACCUUUCAUCUAGUUUUACUGGCGCUGCCCACUUACGGCCACUUCCUAAAGAAUUGCGAACUGCUAGAAGUGAUCUUCAGACACAUAGGUUUUGUAAGGCUAGAUAGCGCGUCAGUCUGGGAGAUCUUUUUCUGGCUAACACCAGAGUUAAUUGUUUUACCAGUUACCGUCACCGUGUACUUCAUAUGUCGUUCAUUAACUCAAAACCCUUCGACGGAUGUAGAGGAUGACACUUCACUCCAUCAAGGGACCGUCGCGUCCAAGAAGAACGAGGAUAGAACUACAAAGAUAAUCAACAUCCUAGGGCACAUAGGAACCUACGUAGUCCUGGCGUCGUUAUGUAUCACGGCAUCCUUGAAACCAUCCAUGGAAGGUGGUUUCUAUUUCCUAGUUUUUCUGGGAGCCGCUACCUGGUGGGCGUGCAACAAGGAACUCAGGAAGGGCUUCGCCGUGCUUUGCAGGAUCGUAAUGGUCGUCGUGAUUCUUCACAUUCUGACCCUGCUCAGUUAUCAGAAUCAGCUACCACAAGAACUGAUCCCCCUGAACAGCACAUGGCAGCGUUACCUCGCCUUAACUGCGAUUUAUCAGACGAACUGUACUGACCCCAGAGACGUGGAGUACACGCAAGAUGCCGAUUGGUUGAUUUAUGGAUACUGCUUGAGACUAUUUUGGCUCUACUACGUUUUGGCGUUGCAAUCGCAGUUCUUGAGCAAAAAGCCGUUUCCAACGAAGAAUGUUGCUUUUACUAACGAGGCGUUACAGGCGAAGAAAAUGAAACGUUUAAGCGGCAAGCUGGAGAAUCUCGACACUCCGCUGUCCAGACACGUUUCCAUCAGACGAAGGACACCUUCUCAAAGAUGGCAAUCGGCGCGACGAAAGGCUCGCAAGCCGAUCGUUAAUCCAUCGUUUCCACCUGUCGACGAGCGCACACCCUUGAUGAGGUUUGGAUCCGGGCGUACGGGACUCCUCCAGGAUUCCACCGGAAGCGUCAUCGUUCAGGAUGGCCAUCAGGACGACAGCAUUCAAAUGCAAAGUCUGAGCGAAGGUGCUCCGGAUGAGCACUCCGGAAUCAUCGAACACAUCAUCAUGGCUGUAUACUCGAUCUUCCAAUUGAUAAUCAAUUCGUCCUAUCUCGCUACAAACAUCAUAAUGAUGACAUGGAGCAUAAUGUAUCACAGCUGGACGACGUUUGCGCUCUUAUUAUGGGCAUUGGUUCUCUGGAUGGUGCCAAACAAACGUGCUUCCAUGAUGAAGUGCUCUCCCUUCAUCGUUUUCUACGCGACCCUCUUGCUCCUCGGCCAGUAUGUUUACAGCAUGGAUCUAACCGACGAAGAGCUACCCACUGAAAUAAACGGAAUGAAAAUGUCGGAGAUCGGUUUCAGCAAACCCGAACAGCUCAGCCGUUGGCAUUUAGUAGUUAAAUGCUUAUUCAUAUCAAUGUUCUGGAUAACAAUGCGGCAAUACACCGCUGAAAGGACUCGACAGAGACGGUCAUCAGCAUUGAGAGACAUGGUAGCCCCGUUGCACGUCUCUGUUUCGACGGCCACUACGGCCAUGAAUCACGAGGCGCCGGAGAUUAAGAGUAAGUUCAUGAAAGACGUUGGCAUCCUUCUGAAGAAGCUGUUGACCAAGUUUUGGAUCGCCGUCGUGGCUAUCAUGCUCUUUAUUUGUGGAAUCACUGGCGAACGUAUGACGGUCUUCAGGAUCGUUUAUAUGUCCCUUUUCCUCAUCCUAAUUAUUACGUUCCAGAUAUCGUGGACCGUUUGGAGAAAAAUGAUGUAUUCCUUCUGGCUGACGGUUAUCGGAUACUCGGUAAUCAUGUUAAUCCUCGUAUAUACUUAUCAGUUUGAUAACUUCCCGGAGUAUUGGAACUAUCUACAUAUCGACGAAGACUUGCAAAUGGACAUUGGUCUGGAGAAAUACGCGACCAAGGAUCUUUUCGUUAGAUUACUGACCCCAACGUUUUUCGUUAUCAUCACUGUUCUUCAGAUACAUUAUUUCCAUAAAGAUUUUUUGGAAGUGACAAAUAUCGAAAGACUAGGGAUCGAGAGUAAUCCUUUCAAACGUUCGAGUCUUGGUCAUUCGCCGACUUUGAUCGUGCCUACGGCCACGCCAGGGGAAGUUUUCCUUGAAGAGGAUAACGGAAACAUAUACACGUUAAAACAAUUGAAACGAAUGUCGAAGUUGGAACGAAUCGAGCUAUUCCGAAAAGCGAUGGCGCAUCUGUUAAAUUUUUACAACUACGCUUGGUUGUUCUUAGAGAUCCAUAUGCAAAAGAUUAUUUUUAUCUCUGUGAUGCUUGUCUGUGUCAAUGACGUCUGCGCCAUUAACUUCGUCUUUGUCGCGAUAACUGUAAUAAUUAUCAAUGGUAGACGAAACGUUCAAGUAUGCACUGUUAACGUGAUCGCUGCGAUAAUCGCUCUUCUAAUGGUCGUGAAGAUGUUGUACCAAAUCCAAUACAUCGAUCACAAUAAUUGGAACGUCAAUUGCACGAGACCAACGGAUGAUACAAAUCGUACGUUUGCAGGCAACAAUACAGUAUACAAUAUCGCUGAAUGGUUCGGCAUGAGAAAGGCAGAGCCAGGACAGCUUGCAAUGUUGUUGAAAGGUUACAUAGGAAUCAUAGUAGUGACCACGGUCAGAAAAAUCAUUAGAAUACGACAAUGUUUCUAUCGGCAAGAAAAGGGCGAACCUUUGGACACUCCGCAAGUUAUGUUUCCAUCGAUCACCAGAGCAGACGCUGAUAAAGGGCUGCGCGAAUGCUUGAAAUUUCUUUUCAACUACGGAUUUUACAAGUUCGGAGUUGAACUUUGCCUGAUAGGGAUCGUGGCGCUUAUUGGCACCAGACUCGAUUUUUAUUCGGUCCUCUAUGGUAUUUGGCUUUUACUCUUCUUUUCACUGAAAAGGAGAACGAUCUGCAAGAUUUGGCCGUUCUUCAAAGUCUUCGCUAUCAUCCUGCUGCCCAUUCAGUAUUCUCUGGUCGUGGCGUUGCCCUCUUGGCUUUGUAUAGACUAUCCUUGGAGCAAUUCCGAGAUUCUUAGAAGACUACAAGAAUGGAUGUACUUCCCUGACCCUGAUUUUCCACCUAAUCCCAGGAAAUUGAUGUGCGACUUCAUUUUGCUCAUGAUGAUCGUGAGGCAAAGCUUGUUCUUCCGAAUCGAGGCACGAAACGCCGGCAAAGACUUUCCGGCCGGUCACAAUUACUCGGUGUAUCAAGACAUGGAAAAGCCAAAUUUCGUAAAUCCUGUGAAGGAUUACGUAUCACAUAUUCAUUCAUGGUUGGAUAUUUUAAAACGCGGUGUACUGAUGAGCCUUAUGUGGAUCACGUUGUCCAUCAUGUUCCUGGCUGGAACAGAGAGGACCAAUCUCUUCUCUUUAGGUUAUUUAAUUGGCGCAUUCCUGUUCCUCUGGCAGGGUAGCGAUUUCUACUUGAGACCAGUCAAAACGAUAUUAAAGUGGUGGAACCUGUUGAUCGGCUACAACGUAGUCGUGAUUUUCUCGAAAGCUUUGCUGCAGGGUGUAGGUUGCGUACUGAUCAAGGAGUUGGAAUCUUCGGCUUGCCCGGUGAUCCAACUAUUCGGCAUUAACUGUCUAAGAAAGUUCCAAAGUUCGGCAAGCGACAUCGUGUCCGGCAAGGUCGAUUGCGAAGUACCUCGAGAAGACAUAGGCAUGGUGUGGGAUGGUCUAUGCUUUUGCUUCUUGUUGCUGCAGAAGCGACUAUUCAAAAGUUACUACUUCUUUCAUAUCGUGGACGAAACGAAAGCUAUGAGCGUCUUGGCAUCUCGUGGCGCUGAAUUGCUAGAGGAGCUACACCAGAAACGCAUCCAAAUUCAAGAUAGCGUUGAGAAGAACGUGUUACAAAAACUGAAAUUCAAGAUGGACAAGAUCAAAGCCAGCCAAAGGAAGAUACAAGGACCUAGUUACCGAGAACCAACGUUGCACAAAGUUGAUACCCUCUAUCCAGGGGCACGGCCGUUGUACAGAGUUCGCGCGCCAAAGACCAACAGAGAGGCUAUCAGAUCGGGCGAUUAUUACAUGUUCGACGAUCUGGACGACGACGAUGUCACCGAUUUGAUACCCGGCACCGAAUCCGAGAAGGAGGAUCAGCAACGUCGUCGCGAGCAGGAGAGACGCACCAGAAGAAUGACUAUAUCCGAGUUGAUGAACACGCUGAUUAAGACAGACAUUGAGAUCGCGACGCACGUCGCCAUGUACGGAGGGACGGAAAAGGACGCGCUGAGACUACGCCGUCGGAGCGUGCCGUUGACGCGGAAGAAAUCGUCUAUGUCCUAUCUAAGUGCACGUUCCGAGACCGACACGGCGAUGGCCACCGAUGGCGGCGAUAAGACUAGCCUCACAUCAGCAGAUAUCGAAACUGAAGAAAAAGAUGCUUCUAUAGCUGACCCCGUCAAAACACCAGAACCAUCCGACGACGAGCAACGAGAGGAUAAGGCAGACGGGAAGGACGAUAAAGAGGACGAGGAGCAGAAAGUGUCUAUCUCUACGUAUUUCAAAUUUCUAGUGGUGAUGAUCAACAGUACUCUGACGUCGAUGACGAAGUAUUUGAACAGAUUCUCGCGAGAUUACAGAUACAUUCGCAAGGUUUUAGCGAAAGAGAAGACAUUGUUGAAGGCGAAACCAGACUUCCGGAUGGGGAUGCGAUUGGGUAUCAAUCAAAUGUGGCAACCGAUACCGUUGAUGAAAAGGAGAUCGGCAACUAACGGGCAGACUGAGGAAGCCUACGAUGCUGGCCAAGGUCCUAGUCAGCCGUUACCGCAGGAACAAAGCACACUGUUCUCCGAAGUCUCACCUGUUCAACACGACGACGAAGCUACGGAAUUGUCCGAGGUCGAUCAACCACCGAUUAUACAAUUGUUGGCGUCCAUUUGGUUCGGCAUCUUGGCGCACUCGAAUCUACUCUGUUACUUCAUGGUGUUCCUUCAUCAAAUUAAAAACGCGUCCGUCUUGUCAACGCCAUUGCCCCUCAUGGUGUUCUGCUGGGGUUCGCUGACUAUACCGCGACCCUCGAAGACGUUUUGGGUGACUCUGAUCGCGUACACCGAGGCAAUUGUCAUAGUAAAGUGCAUUUUCCAAUUGGAACUGUUACCAUGGAACCGGGACGCUGCUCCAAAUAAUCCUCUCUUCACACCCCGAAUAAUGGGGGUCGAACGUAAACCUAAUUAUGCUUUGUGGGAUCUGUUGAUCCUUCUGAUGGUGUUCUUCCAUAGAUUUAUGCUCAAGUCUUUAGGACAGUGGACCACGCCGUCCCUCAAACCAAGGAAAAUUAUCCCCUCGGGUUUGACCAUUGUUCCAUCUAAACCUCCACCACCGGAUAUAGGUCAAGGAGAAUCUACUCCCAGACAGCACGAAACGGAAGAUGGUACUCAAAUAAUAACACCCAAAGGAAGAUCUCUAAAUAUGCAUGCAGUUGGUGACGGUGAGAAUGCACAUACCACCGAUGAACACGAAAGACUUGUCGCAGUUCAAGCUGAAGAAAUGAAUCCUCAGAUUGAAAAUUUCCAUAAAAACAUGGAUAUGACCGUUAACAAGUACGUACAACCGAUGAAAAACUUCUUUGUUCAAAUCCUAAGUCCCGCUGGUAAAGAAAAAACGAACGUGUACGCGUACAUGUUCCUCUGCGAUUUCUUCAACUUCUUGCUACUCAUUUUUGGAUUCUCCGCAUUUGGCACGCAGCAAGGCGAUGGAGGCGUCACGGCUUAUUUGCAGGAAAAUCGAGUUCCCAUGCCUUUCUUGUUGAUGCUAUUGCUGCAGUUCGCGUUAAUAGUCAUCGACAGAGCCUUGUUCCUAAGAAAAUCGAUUCUUGGCAAAUUAAUAUUUCAAUACUGUCUCAUAUUCGGCGUCCACGUGUGGAUGUUCUUCAUUUUGCCUAGCGUAACAGAGAGGCAAUUCAACGAGAGGCUGCCACCACAAAUGUGGUACAUGAUGAAGUGUUUCUACCUGUUAUUAGCAGCCUAUCAGCUGCGACAAGGUUACCCAACACGAAUACUUGGUAACUUCUUGUGCAAGAAUUAUAGCGUCGUCAACUACGUCCUCUUUAAAGGAUUCAUGCUGGUACCCUUCCUUUUCGAGCUGAGAGCCGUAAUGGACUGGAUCUGGACCGAUACCUCCAUGACUAUAAUGGACUGGUUCAAAAUGGAAGACAUAUUCGCUAGCACGUAUCAAAUCAAGUGCAUGCGAGGAGUGGAGGCAGAUUUCCCUCAACCAAGGGGCGUGAAGAAGAAACAAAUGAGCAAGUACUUGGUCGGCGGUGGUGCUCUUCUCCUGAUGAUCGGACUAAUAUGGUUCCCGCUGCUCUUGUUCGCAUUGGGCAGCACAGUCGGUGUCUCGAACCUACCCUAUGACGUUUCGAUGAAAAUACGAAUUGGACCAUACGAACCGAUCUACUCCAUGUCCGCGCAAAGCAGUUCUAUCAUCGAGUAUAACGAUGAUAAAUACACCAGAUUCACGAAUUUGUACGCGAAAGACAGACCUGCGGUUACGUUCCUCGAAAAUUAUAUAAGCUCUGACGUCGCUGCGGUGAGGCUGAGCGGAUCCUCUAGGAAACUAUGGAGUAUAUCUCCGCCAGAUUUGCGAAGACUGAUAAGAGAAUUAGAAGAUAAUAGUACGACUGUCAUUGUGCACGUGGAAUGGACAGUGUCUCGAAAGACGGACGCAAAAGACGCCAGUGGGAUAACAACGAAAUUACGCGAUAUACCAUUACCGCCAUAUGUAGACGGAGAAUUGAAUCCUGUGAGACGGACAUUGGCUGAGAUGUUGUCAUCCGACGAGUCGAAUUCGACCAUUACGCUGGAAUAUGCUUUCCCGAAGUUUUUGAAAGUGACUGGUCGAACUACUUACGUCGUUCCUCAAUUAAUGCGGCUGCGUACGAGAAUCGAAGAUGAGGAACCGGAAAUGAACGACAAUUAUCUUUAUAGAAGUAUCAAUCUUCAGUUGACUACAGAUGCUCCUUGUUGUGCUCGACAAAAAUGGUGGAUCGUCAGGGAAGUUUGCAACGACGAUCUCUAUAAUCAGCGUUUGAAAAACGUACCAUUGAAUAGCUGUCAAUAUAUCAUGAUGUUCUUGUUCAAUGAUAAAACGUUCCCCGAGGGAUUGAGCUUUAUCAGCGGCUUUGGAAUUUUAGGUUUAUACACUACAGCGGUGAUAGUUAUAAGUCAAAUGAUGAGGAAAAUAGUUAGUGAUAUGGCACCAAAGAUUAUGUUCGAUGACCUGCCUUAUGUGGAUAGAAUACUUCGGCUAUGUUUGGAUAUAUAUUUAGUCCGUGAAAGCGGGGAACUGUGUCUCGAAGAAGACUUAUUCGCUAAAUUAAUAUUCCUCUAUAGAUCGCCGGAGACAUUGAUCAGGUGGACGAGACCACCCGAGGAAGGUGAACGGACUGAUAAUGAAGAUCAAGAUGACGUAGAGGAAGAAGCUGAAGAAGAUGAUGCCGAGGCAGAAAGGAGAGAAUCUCGAGAAGUUUCUCGCCGUGAAUAAAUUACUGCACAUCGUAAAAAGAAGUUAGAGACUGUAAAUGAACAAUAUUAACAGCAGUACUGUGCAAUUUUCAAGAAGAUCGCAGAAAUGACGCAGAAACUUUGUUUUGCAAUGUUCCAUAUUCAUAUAAGCUGUUUUUAUCUGACGGCCAAGUUAUUUUAAGUGAAAGACUUUAUAAAAACACGUUGUGGCAAUUAUAGGGAUAAUUUGUUAUGUAAAGGGAGAAAAUUUUAUGACAAUAGUUUGCGCACUUGUCAAUAGUGACGCGAACAAUGGCUUGCAAACAUUUAGAAACUCAGGAAUUUAUCAACGCUAUAUUUGUUGCUAGAGAAAUAAUUAAAGAGAUUGUUCCUAUCUUCAAAGGUGUAUAAUAUAAAAAAGAGUUGUACAUACAUAAAUGAUUGAGAAUUUGGCAAGUAACAUGGUAAACGGAAGAUGAAAGGAAGUAAAGAAUGGCUCGGAAUCAAAGUACGAAACGACAGAAAAGGAAUUAAUACGAUAAUAAUUUAACAAUAAAGAUAGCAAAAAACGGCUUGAAAAUUUCACACAAACGCAAGAAUAUGUUCUAACAAAUUUGUUUCACGAUUGUGCUGUAAAAUUUUACUGAUUUUUAUUUUGAUAUUUAUUGAUAAGGAACUUGCUUAUAUACUAUUUAUUAAUAUAUUAGAAAUAUUGUGAUCGUAAAACGUCAGUGACGCAACUAAAUAAUUUUUUUAAAUAAGUGCUUUAUACAUUUAAGCGUCUACAAAUGUGUUAUCGUACCGUACUAGCGAUAGAGUUUUGUUGUUACUUAUAAUUUAUCAGAAUUUACGCUUAAACCGAAUAUGUAUGCAUUUCUAGCGUGACGCAUUUAAGAUCGCAUCUAUAUAGAUAAGAACAUAAAUGAUAACUGCUAGUGGAUUAACGGUAAAUCUCUGAAACUGCCGUCAGCACGAUCUUUUUUUCUCUUUUAUACGUUUUCUAAUCGUCAAUUCAUCUUAUCGCUAUCACUCAUGUAUAAUCUGGCCAUUUGCCAAGCCUUGCGCGAAUUUUAUAUGUCCAUCAUACUUAAAAAACAUUCAAUAUCAUGUGAAAAAUCAUUGUUUGUAAAUAAACAUUUUACGAUGUCAAAACAUCGUAUCAUGUCGCCUUGAUACGGCUUUUAAGAAUACCUACAAAUAUAAAUCGUUCUAAAUGGA
Hylaeus volcanicus is the source of this 9287-nucleotide messenger RNA. RefSeq names its product piezo-type mechanosensitive ion channel component (gene Piezo). NCBI's taxonomy places the organism in Eukaryota, Metazoa, Arthropoda, Insecta, Hymenoptera, Colletidae. The record is from RefSeq and is a predicted model, not a curated record. The transcript is spliced from 38 exons. Bases 394 to 8109 code for a protein of 2571 amino acids.